AUGGAGCAAGACAAUGAAUCCUCAGAAACACUUUCAGUUGUUUUCAAAGACCCAGUGUCCCGCAGUAUUGUUAACCACUCACAUAUAUGUGAGACUCUAGUUGCUGGAGAUAAAUUACAUUCUUCGUUGAUUAUAAUUGACCCGAAGCGAGCUUCUUUGAAAAAUCAAUUCAUGUUCAAAAUGUCAGUUAUCCCACGAGUUCUCAUUACACACUCUCGCGAUUUUUGGUCUCAAGAUGACCGUAAGUAUAUCUUGACAGUUGGUGUAAAUGGGGAAGUGACUGCUUUUGAUCCUACCAAUGACAAAGAAGAAAGGAUUCUUGACAUGAGAAAAAGAUUGAUCGAAGGAGGAGUAGUGCCUCAUUUACAGGUACUGGCGGCUUCUGAUGGGGAACAGUUUCAAUUUUUACGUGAACAUCUCAGUCGCCCAUUUCUUGAUAAAGUGACAGGAAAAGGUUUUUAUGCCAUUUAUAGACUGUUUUUUGACUACCAGGAAAACCAAGGGAAGGUGAUUGAUUGCGACUUAGAAGAAUUGGCUCAUGUUAGUCCUGGCGAUAUCAUGAUAUAA
Clavispora lusitaniae ATCC 42720 is the source of this 567-nucleotide messenger RNA. The record is from RefSeq and is a predicted model, not a curated record. NCBI's taxonomy places the organism in Eukaryota, Fungi, Ascomycota, Pichiomycetes, Serinales, Metschnikowiaceae.